Molecule: messenger RNA, 2106 nt
Organism: Amblyraja radiata (thorny skate)
Lineage: Eukaryota; Metazoa; Chordata; Chondrichthyes; Rajiformes; Rajidae
Product: perilipin-2-like
Exons: 8
Coding region: 34-1338 (434 amino acids)
Biological process (GO): positive regulation of triglyceride storage; lipid storage
Cellular component (GO): lipid droplet; cytosol
Source: RefSeq, a predicted model, not a curated record
UGACGGUUACGCAAAUGUUUUCCAAUUUCCGCCAUGGCAUCCGAAGUGUCUACAAACGUUGAAGUGGCCGUUGUUGGCGACGAGCAGAAGAAUGUGGUGAACAGGGUUACAAACCUGCCUCUUGUGAGCUCUGCCUAUGAUAUGGUGUCAGCUGUUUAUAACAACACAAAGGAGAACCACCCCUACAUGAAGACUGUGUGUGAUGUAGCUGAACAGGGAGUGAUGGCAAUCUCUGCUGUGGCUGUCAGUGGUGCCAAGCCCAUCAUGAACAAGCUGGAACCACAAAUUGCAGCAGCUAAUGAGUAUGCCUGUAUGGGGUUGGAUAAACUGGAAGAGAAGCUUCCAAUCCUGCAACAAUCCACACCCCAGGUUGUUGCAGACACCAAGGUGCUUGUUUCAUCCACCAUCACUGGAGCAAAAGAUGCAGUCUCCAACACUGUGACUGGUGUAGUUGACAUGGCCAAGGGAGCUGUACACAAUAGCAUUGAAAAGACCAGAAAUGUGGUGGUUGAAGGAGUAAACACUGUCAUGACAUCCAAAGUUGGCCAGAUGGUGGCCACUGGUGUGGACAACGCACUCAACAAAUCUGAGGAGAUGGUUGAUCAUUAUCUUCCUUUGACUGAAGAAGAACUAGCAAAACUGGCCACAUCUACAGAAGGUUUUGAGUUGGCCCCAGUACAAGAGUCAAGUUACUACGUGCGUUUGGGAUCUUUGUCCUCCAAGGUUCGUCACAGAGCAUAUCAGCACUCCACUGGUAAGAUGCAGAAGGUCAGGCAAAGCAGCCAAGAAAUCAUCUCUCAACUUCACAACACAAUGGAUCUGAUUGAAUUUGCAAAGAAAGGAGUGGAUUCGGCAAAUCAGAAACUCCAUGGUGUUCAGGAGAAACUACAUCAGUCCUGGGAUGACUGGGUGAAAAGUCAACCUGAUGCUAAAGUAGAGGAACAAAGUGCUCCGAAAACAGAGCAACUUGAAUCUCGAAUGCUGACCAUGACCCAUGGUCUCACUCAACAACUACAGACAACCUGUCGCACCUUGGUUUCGAAUGUUCAUGGUCUUCCCCAGCACAUUCAAGAUAAAGUACAACAGAUCCGCAAAACGGCAGAGACCAUCCACACCUCGUUUUCUUCUGCACAUUCCUUUGGGGAUCUGUCUGGGCAGCUCCUGGCACAAAGCAGGGAGCAGAUGUUGAAGAUUCGUGAGUCCAUGGAUGGGGUGAUGGACUAUGUGCUUCACAACACUCCUCUCAACUGGAUGGUUGGUCCUUUUGCCCCACAGCUCACUGAGAAUCCUCAAUCACCACCACAGGAGAUGAUUGCAAUGGAUGGAAUUAAGGAAUAGUGUAACCACCCUUAAGUUCUACUUGUUGGGUAAAUUGCCUUAUGUUAAACUUGUUAAUUCUUGGCAUAUAAACUUUGACCUUGCUAUUUGACUAAAUUUGUAUUUUAAGAGAUUGUACAACAUUCCACCAAACUACUUUGUCUCAAUUUAUUUACAGUAUCCUAUCAAUUUCAAUGUGUCCUGUCCUAGUAUUUCUAGCACUGCAUAAUUGCAAUGUAUGUUUCUGUAUUUCCCAAUACUGAUCAGGAAAUUACGUUGUCAAAGUAUCACAUUUAUUAAUGCAAUGCCUGAAUUUACUCUGAAAAUAGGAACUGCAACUUGUUCCUACAUACCAGCCAGUGAAAUAUGUUAACUUGAACAGGCUGUAGUAUGAGUGUGUGUUGGGCUUCAUCUGUCCACAUCAGCAUGGGGGGUGGGUGAAAAGAUUUGUUCUAACAUUUAAACUAGUCAUCAGUCCCAAGUACUCCUUGCUUUAACAUGGUGUUGCUUAAAGAAUUAAAUCCUUUUUUUGGAGUGUGAAUUGUUUGGGAUUAAAAAAAUAACCUAGGUGACACAUAGGCACUGAAGUUUCACGAGCACUUUCACUUGUCAUCCAAACAUCUUUCAUUUGUCAAUGCAGCAGUAUUGGGCAAGUUCCUAAUUUCAAAUUGGAUGACAUGCCAAAUGUUCCAACAAAUGUAAAUGAAAUUAAUAGUAUUGAUCUAUUGUCAAUAAAAGUUAUAAUAGCACUACCUGUUUAUUCUUAAAUAAAGAUAUUCUCUCAAUGCA